GUGAUUGAAACUCACUUUCGACCAGUUGAGCUGCAUGAACGAAUCUGCUGCAGUGGUCGAAUCAGCGACCUGAAGUCCGAUGUCGUUAUCAGAGACGUGCCGAAGAGAUUCCGAAUUGCGGGCGAUCCCGAAUGCGUUUUAGGUUUAGCAGCCGAAGGUAUUUUCUUCCGCAAGCUUGUUCUAGUAUUCUGUUCAUCAAAAGCAGAUGUUGAAAAGGUAGCUCUUGAUUUGGCGAAAAUCUUAGACGAGAUAUAUCGCUCCAAUCAAGUUAUUGCUGCUCGUCUAGACCGAGCUGCUCUUUAUCGGAUUAGAAUGAAUCUGGAGCAAUCUGCCGGCGCUGUCGACGCUGUUUUAGCGCAAACCAUCCCUAGAGGGGUUGCGUUCCAUCACGCAGGUCUAACCGCCGAGGAGAGGGAAUACAUUGAAGACGGUUUCCGUACUGGCGUAAUCAUUGUGUUGGUCGCUACAAGCACACUUUCUUCUGGUGUGAAUUUGCCGGCGAGUCGUGUUGUCAUCAAGGCGCAGACUCGAGGUCCUGCAGCCAUCAAUGCGAUUACUUACAAACAAAUGAGUGGACGAGCGGGUCGGUUAGGGCAGGUGGAAAUA
Messenger RNA from Ostertagia ostertagi, 606 nucleotides. NCBI's taxonomy places the organism in Eukaryota, Metazoa, Nematoda, Chromadorea, Rhabditida, Trichostrongylidae. The record is from the annotation of a GenBank genome assembly.